Xiphophorus maculatus (southern platyfish) is the source of this 7475-nucleotide messenger RNA. It is a transcript of the gene slco4a1, whose product is annotated as solute carrier organic anion transporter family member 4A1. The transcript has 13 exons. Bases 668 to 2989 code for a protein of 773 amino acids. Gene Ontology annotation, molecular function: protein binding. Lineage: Eukaryota; Metazoa; Chordata; Actinopteri; Cyprinodontiformes; Poeciliidae. Gene Ontology annotation, cellular component: membrane. The record is from RefSeq and is a predicted model, not a curated record. Gene Ontology annotation, biological process: sodium-independent organic anion transport; transmembrane transport.
UUUAGUGACAUCGGGAGAAAAGACUGCAAAGGACCUCCAACUGAAAAAUCAAGAAAUCCAGAAUCAUUUUUAAUAUCAUAUAUCAUCUCCGACUCCUUGAAGUCCGCUCAUCAAGCGACAGCAGCGCUGCUUCAGCUCGUCUCUCCUCUUCGCGCUCUGUGAUUGGUCCAGAGCUGAUAGCACCACAGGACUGAACAUCAGCCUCUUUACAAAGCGCUUACUCCGCUCCUCUCAGAGCGACGGGCGCUGAGCGGCGGCGUUGAUGCAAACGGAGCAACAUCUGUUGCGUUUCGUCUCCCUUCUUGGACAGACCGUUCACUGAGAAGACGCGUGGCUGAUGAAGGUCGAUAACAAGGAUGCCAUUCAUUUGUCCGUUCACCUGGCUCUCUCUUCGUCUUCUACCACCUAACGUGGAUAACGUGGACCUUUGAAGAGUCUUUGCAAGUCUUUAGCCCUAUAAAACAUUGGCUUUGAGCACUGUGGAUGCAUGACCUGUGCAGCAAGGGAAAUAAAGAGCAGGAGAAGAAAAAACCGAGAUGAGCCCAACUGACGAUUGGCAGGAGCUCUAUCCCCUCAACGUUUUGUCUCAGGGCCGCUAAACAUAACAUACAUCUCUUGCCCAUACCGAGACCCUCACAGGACUUCCAAAGUACCCCUCAGAGGGGUGAUGCCAGUGUUGCUUAAUGCCGACGCCUCUUUUAGCUCCAGGCAGGAGCUCCUGGACCUUCAGGACUGUCCCCUCAAUGGGGGCCGCUCUUUGGACACCCCUAGUCCCGUGGACUCCCAGACAGGAAGCCCUCUAAGGUCUGGUCCAAGAAGCCCUGGCAGGUCAGGAGCUGAUGACCUCGCUGGAGCCCUUAUUUUCACAAGGGCUUCGAUGCUGCCGGGGCAGUUAUAUGGAGAGAGCAGUCAGCCUGAUACAGAGGCUCCUUUGGGGUUGACACUAAAGUCCAAUGACUCUGAUCAACUCUGCGGUUGGGGGGCUCUGAAGCCUAACAUCAUCCAAGUGUUCAACACCCCUCGUUGGGUGCUGUUCUUUCUUUGUGUGGCCUCUUUUCUCCAGGGAAUGAUAGUCAACGGUUUGAUCAACACGGUGGUGACCUCCAUCGAGCGACGCUUUGACCUGCCCAGCUACCAGGCCGGUCUCAUUGCCAGCUCCUAUGACAUUGCUGCCUGUGUCUGUCUGGCCUUUGUCAGUUACUUUGGUGGUACUGGACACAAGCCCCGCUGGCUGGGAUGGGGCGUACUCAUUAUGGCCCUGGGUUCCUUGGUGUUCACCUUGCCUCAUUUCACUGCUCCUCCCUACUUGGUCAGUUUGCAGGAGCAAAUAGGAAUGUGUUCUGCCAACAGUACCAGCCCGUGCCAGAACAAGGAGAGAGGAGGACUGUCCAGUUAUCGUUUUGUGUUCAUGCUGGGACAGUUUUUGCACGGUAUCGGCGCCACACCUCUGUACACGUUAGGGGUCACGUACCUGGAUGAGAAUGUCAGCUCCAACUAUGGACCUGUUUACAUGGGGAUCUUCUACACAGCAGCUAUUGUGGGGCCUGCUGCAGGCUACCUGCUGGGAGGUUACUUCCUCACCAUCUACACAGAGAUUCAUCUGGCAACAGAAAUGACUCCAGAAAACCCACACUGGGUUGGGGCUUGGUGGAUCGGCUUCCUGGCAGGAGGAGCAGCUGCUUUACUGGUGGCUUUCCCCAUCCUUGGAUACCCACAACAACUGCCAGGCUCCCAGGAGCAUGUGGCGGGGCGCGUGUCUGAGGCCCACCAGCUGAAAGAUGGAAGCCACAAUACAGCCUCUGACCCUCAGUUUGGAAAAUCAGUCAAAGACAUGCCAAGGUCUGUGCUGCUUCUCUUGAAGAACCCUACUUUCCUCUUCUUGUGUUUGGCGGGAGCCACUGAGGCCACGCUCAUCGCAGGCAUGUCCACCUUUGGUCCAAAGUUCUUGGAGUCCCAGUUCAGUCUCAGCGCGUCUGAAGCUGCCACCUUGUUCGGAUACAUGGUGGUACCAGCAGGGGGCGGUGGCACGUUUUUAGGCGGCUACAUCGUGAAGAGGCUGAACUUGCGUUGUCGAGGCAUCAUACGCUUCUGCAUGCUGUGCGCUCUGGUCAGUCUGCUCGCCAUCUUCAUCUUCCUCGUCCACUGCCCCAAUGUGCCCAUGGCUGGGGUCACGGCCCCUUAUCAGCUGGGGCUGAUGGGGAAGGACCAGCUGGACCACUACAAACAUCUGUAUGACAAACCCAAGAAACCGCGACUCAGAAACAGGUCUGCUCUGGACAUGAACCUCACAGUGAGUUGUAAUGCAGCUUGUAACUGUGCCAGAGAAGUGUACAACCCAGUGUGUGGGGCGGACGGGGUGAUGUAUUACUCCCCGUGCCACGCCGGCUGCACCACCAUCAACCACACAGAACCGUCCACAGGCAGACAGGUGUACUCUGGGUGUGCCUGUGUGAUGGGGAACGUAUCGUGGGGUGAGGAGGGCUUCGCUCUGACAGGGAAGUGCAGCAGCUCCUGCCACCACAUGCCAGUCUUCCUCUCCUUGCUCUUCGUCAUCAUUUGCUUCACCUUUCUCUGUAGCAUCCCAGCUCUCACUGCCACUCUCAGAUGUGUACCAGAUAGUCAGAGAUCCUUUGCUCUCGGCAUCCAGUGGAUAGUGGUGCGCACACUUGGCAGUAUUCCAGGACCGAUUGCAUUUGGUUCAGUGAUUGAUAUUUCCUGCUUAUUGUGGCAAGACCAGUGUGGCGAUCAAGGCUCCUGCUACAUCUAUCACAACUCAGCCAUGAGUCAGUACACACUUGUCGCUGGAAUCAUCUUCAAGCUUUUGGGUACCAUCUUUUUCCUCGUAGCCAGCGUUCUCUACCAGCCACCUCCAGAGUCUCCUCAGACCAGCUGCGAGAGCACAGACCAGGGAACGGAGCACGCAAGCGACCUGCCAGUCAAAGAUCUGCCAGAAGAUGGCGUCAUUAUCAACCUGCAUGCCAGGUUAUGACAUCUUAGACCCUCCAUUCCAAAUACAGAGUCUCUGUUUGUGUAUUAUUAAAAAAAAAAUACCCAGGAUGCCUUCAUGCACAAAUGCACAUACACCCAGACAGGGUGUGUAGCACUUCUAACAUGCUGCUCUUUUAGAAUGAAAUCGUGCUUUGACUGCAUGUGUUUCUGACAUGUAUGUUUGAUUGACUCAGCGAAAGCCUCACAAAGUUAUUUCUCCUAGCUUUUCAUCUCUAAAAAUAACUCAGAUCUGAUCAGUUAAGUGACUUCAAGUCGGUGGUGUGUGUAUCAUCUUGACUGUGUCCAGCUUAACACCAUCUUUCAAAGAUCGAUUAGAUUCCUCACAGAAACAUUUUGCAGUUUUGAAAGAGUAAGAGUAGAAAAAAAAGGAAUCUCCUAUUUGUCCGUUGUUUUACAGUGACUGACUGGAAGAUACGAUCGGUUUUCUAAGAACAGAUAAAGCCAUGUUUUAAGAUGCUGUAAGAAUCCUCAAGGCCAGUGAAAAUGUAGCCAAAUAUUCUUCUUCUCACAGGAAGUAAAGCAGAGUACUGAACGGCCCUUACAUCAGAGAAAGUAUUGAGGCUCUAUCAUGCUUUCAACACUUUAAUGCAAAAUUCAUAUUCUUACCAUUUUCCUAGUUAGCUUACACAAAAUGUCCCUUUUUGAAGGCUGCGAGGCAGUUUUUCCUAAAACAAACAAACAAAAAACACGUUAGCCCGUAGUGUGUGAUCUUCGAAAUGUCUCUAGAAACUGUUCACAUUUGGAUAUUGACAACGGAUUCCAGUCUUCCUGGCAGAUUCUGCCACACUCUGAUUGAGUUGGUUUGUAACAUGAGAUUCUGUUGAUGAUCUGUUAUGUUUAACUCUGAACUUUUAAUGGACUCUCACUACUCAGGGGCAUUCUUGGACAUGCCUUGUCUCCAGCUUUGUCUUGAGUGUACACUCUGUUGAGGGCUCGACACAAAGGAGAUGACAUCACUCCCUCUCCGUUCAUCUCCUAUGGAGCUUAGGGCACCAUUGACUAGCCUUUCUCCUGGCAAGUUAAUGGCAAGAUUUGCUCAUAGGACAUUUUGAGCUCAUACAUACAUGUAAACCUGCACACAUGAGUUUUUGACAUGACACAAGAAAGAUAAUAAUGUUCAACUUUUCAUGCAGUCGUCGCUACUGUGUCCUGUGUGUUGGGUUUCGCCACAAGUGGUGAAAACUUUUGUCUUUCGCUGUUGUUUGUCACCCCUCGUGUGUCGAGCCAUUACAGUGUCUCUUGUCCCUUUUUAUAUUCGUAGUCUGAAGUAGUUUAGCUUCAAGAAUCUUAAAUGAUUAUGACAAUUCUGCCCUCUGCUAUGAACUCUGUGUCCCAAAGGAACCCAGAGCAAACGUCUACCAUUACCUUGCUUCAUUCUUGGGAUGAUAAUUGCAAGGGACAUUUGUUGGAUAGGAUCCAUCAGAAGCAAUUGAUGUGUUGUUGGUGCAAAGCAAGGAGAGAACAGAAUCAGGGAGAACCAGAACAUUUCAAGGAUGUGAAAAUUCAACUAGAUGGUGGAUGGUCUCUCUUAGCGAGACCAUCCACCAUCUCUAAAAUGUAUUAAAAACACAGUUUGCUCCCCGUUAUGCAUGGUAGAGUGUGUGUGUUUUCUAAAGGUAUUGAGCAUGCAUAAAACAUUUAAAUCAAAGGAGCUUGUGGGUGGUGGAGUGUAAAGACAGCUGUGGGAGCGCUGCCAUGGUGGUCUCAUUCAGACUCCAACCUCAUCACAAUGGUAGUGUCACCACAUUGUCUUGUAGCACUUAGCUUAAUGCUAACAGCACAGUUCUACAAAGUCUCUGCUAUUGUGAAGUGAUACGGCUUUAACAGUGGCAUGAAUGACUUCACUUAAGGACAUUUUCCAAAUUUGCCUUGAUCAAGCCACACUCUAAUGGGUCAUGUUGUUCUUGGAGAGCACAGCCGGGUCUUCCUCCGGUGGGAAGGUUUCUGGAAAUCUCCAAACAGUCUGCCAUGUGCCUUUUUUUUCUUUGUGGCUUCAGUCAAACGUUUGUACCAGUCAGUCUCUGACAAGAAAUUCGGCUGGUGUACUUGUGAGCGUUUUUCUUUUUCAGUCUUUGCACUCACGCCUUUGGAAAUAUUGCUUGUGUUAUUAUGGAGAGAAGAGAAUUUGGUAGUUUGGUAUGUGACGGCUUGCUUUUUAGUCCUGAUAGGGUUUCAGAAACCUUCCCUCCAAGUCAGGCUUCAAGUUUCUUUGCUUUAGUUAAUCUGCGAAAUCCGCUCAAGAGGUCUUUCUUUCGAUAGCAAAUAUAUGAUGAUGUGCACAUCGAUUAUCAUCACAGGUGAAUAGCACAAACUAACAAACGCAUUUUCACCUUGAGAAGCACAUGAAUACUUUUGAAAGCAACUGUACAAGAGAUUUUAGAUUCAAAGGUAGCGAUAUUUUGGCUUCUGCUGAUGUGGAAUUAUGACGCCUGUCAUACAUCAAUGACAUAAAAGUGAACAAGACUGUUCAGCCUGCAGAUGCUUUGAAAACAAUCGGGUUCGUAUCCGAUUUAGUUCCACAUAGGGAAGAGGCACAAGUAGAUUUUUUUCAAAAAGUCGGACGAAAGUCGAAACUGGGCAAAACAAGCGGACUCUAUGACAUUUGCCUGUCGUGUGAACGUAACCUAUGUUGCUCUAUUUUCCAGCUGACAGUGGUCUUUAGUGCAAUCUUAUUUUAAAAAGAUUGUACAACUGUGUGCUGAGAAAUACCAACAGCAAAAAGGUGGAUUUGAGCAAGAAAUUCAACCAAAUACUAAUCAAACUUCACUAGAAAUUCAUGACUUAGUCUCAAACAUCAAAUUGAUAUUUUGUAACAAUAGCUUAUCACGAUGAGGUAAUAAACGUUACAAUAUAUGUGAUUUAGCAAUGAACAGCAUGCCUCAAAACAUAUGUGAAUGGCUUUGCGAAGGCUGGAUGGAAAUAUCCCUACGUUUUAUUCUUCAAGCUACAAACAUUUGGAAUCACCCGCAGCCUGACUACCUUUGCAUAAUUCUUUGUAUGUGUUUAUGUUAGAUAUGGGAUGUUAAUCCCACGCCUCUGGAUGAAAGGUGGGAACUUUCUGGUAUUGAUUUAAUUUGACAAUGUCCCACUAGAUGGCACUCUUUACCCUAUAAUGUUUCUUUGAUGGAUCUGAAUACAAUGACGGAUGAAUGUCUGGGCUGAAGAGAAUAAACCCAAAAUCUAACAGGCAUAUUAACAUGCUGGUCGAAGUUAUAUAAAAUAAAAUGAAAACAUGCACAUAUUUUUUAAAACCUGUUAUCUACAACUGAUUUACUCUCAGUAAACUGUAUUUAUUUAGACGUAGGAGCUAAAAGGUUAUGGGGAAAAAAUUACAGAUUUUUUCAACUAUCCUUAGCUUGUUGGUUCUGUAGCAAUAUAAAGAUUUUUAUGGGCAACAAAUGAAAUAAAAAUACAAUAUUUUCUGAACCCAAAUUAGUAAAAAAAAAAUUCCGAUUCCUAUGACUUUCUAUAUAAUUGUGUUUAGCCAAACAUAAGACAAUAUCUGAUAAUAAAACAUCUUCACAAUAACUCUAAACCCCAGCUUGGACAUUCAGCACGGUAAAGUUGCAAGCGAUUCUUUAAAAGUUAUCCGCAGCAAACUGCUGACCUGAUGUGAAACAUUUGCACUUCAGUACCUGACCCCAAAUGGAAUGACGGGAUUUUGCUUCAGUGUUUGGCUGUUCAGUUAUUUAGUCUGACAGCCUUGCUCAUUUCAAAACUCAAAAGGAUUGCUCUUCAGCAGUAGGUUAAGUGAAACCAAAGUCAAUCAAAUAUAUACUACUAUUUAUAUAUAUAUAUAUAUAUAUAUAUACUACUAUUGUCUAUCUGCCUACCAAACGUAGGCAGAUAGACACAUGAAAAUCCAGUAAAUCCAGUUUGAGUAAUCCCAAGAUAUCCAUCUUUUAGUUCAUGAGGGAAAUUGUUUUGUUUGACUGAAUGAUGUGUUAGUCCUGAAAGAGAUGAGGCACAUUGGUAACACACAGUAAAUUCUACAGUGCAUUUUACGUUUGGACCUAAUUAUUUCAGUACUGUAACUCUGCAAUCGUGCCAAAGCAGCUUUGCAAAUUAACUGUUGGUCUUUAUUUUGUAUCCACAUAUUUAUGCAAAUAAUUUAUGUAUGAUAUCUUGCACUUAAAUUUUUAAAUCAGCGGUGUAAUGUUAAAAGUGCUGAUACUCUAUGCUGUCAUUCUCCUGUUUGUGAUGUAAGAUCCCACCCGCUGUGCUGAUCUGUAUUCUUACUGUGUUCCAUCCUCAUGUUAUGAGUGACCUUGACAACCUUCAGCUGAUGGCGAACAAUUAUUUCCCCCGAUAUCUGUAAAUCAUUUUUACCUGUGCUUUUCUCUGUCUCCUAGCUCAGAAUAUCAAAUGUAUAAAACCCUUUUGUUAAACUGCAUAUUCAUUUGUUUUUGUGGAGUAUGUUGUUUUUAAUGGAAGCUGUGAACAUUUUUUUUUUUUUUUUAUUGAAU